Cucumis melo (muskmelon) is the source of this 1380-nucleotide messenger RNA. RefSeq names its product extensin-2. The record is from RefSeq and is a predicted model, not a curated record. The coding region runs from base 202 to 1002 and encodes 266 amino acids. The transcript is spliced from 3 exons. Lineage: Eukaryota; Viridiplantae; Streptophyta; Magnoliopsida; Cucurbitales; Cucurbitaceae.
UUCUGCCACUUGUACACUUUUUUAUGCACUCCUUCUUCCUUUAUUUAAUUCCAUCCCAUUAUUUCUCAUGCAGUCCCUUGUUUUGUUUUGUUUUGCUUUGCUUUGCUCUGCUCUGUUCUGUUCUUCCAUGCACACUAAUUAAACUCACCUGCAGCUGAUUUAAGUUAGUUCUAGUUGAGAGGCUGAACAUCAUCAAACCUCAUGGAUUUUACCAGACUCUGCCUUCUUCUUCUCUUUAUAUCUACUUGUGCAACCCAUUUCUUCCCUCAAUGCGAUGGUAGAAGUGUUCAUAGAAAGUCAAAGAAACUCCAACUGGCGAAAUACUUAGAUGUAAUUGGUCGAAAGGUGAGCCACGUGGAUGGAGCUACGAAUUCCCAGCCUUACGUGAGCUCACCGUUCACUCUACCGCCAUUCGAUUCACUGCCGGACAACGCACCACCUUACUGCUCCUAUCCCCCAAUUACUCCUCAGCCUCCUUCUUCGCCCUUCACCUACAUUUCGUCGCCGCCGCCGCCACCUUUUUAUUAUCUCCCACCUCCGACCCCAACCUACGGCUUUCCUCCGUCUCCCCCCAGUCUCACCCCACCUUACUAUUACGAGCCCAGCCCUCCAAGCUACGUUCCGAGCCCACCCUCUCCGACGGUGUUCGUGCCGAGCCCACCCGUGUUCCAACCACCAGUUAUUUACCCUCCACCGAGCGUACCACCACCUCCCCACUCCGCACCCAAUAUAGCCCUGUGGUGCGUGGCCAAGCCCUCUGUGCCGGACCCAAUCAUCCAAGAGGCCAUGAACUAUGCCUGCGGGACGGUGGCGGAUUGCGAUUCUAUUCUCCCUAGCGGACCCUGCUUUUUGCCCAACACACUCAUAGCCCACGCUUCCUACGCCUUCAAUAGUUAUUGGCAGCGAACCAAGGUGGGUGGUGGCACUUGCGAAUUUGGUGGCACUGCGAUGCUUGUCACCGUCGAUCCUAGUUACGAUGGGUGUCAUUUCAAUUACACGUAGACAUCUACAAUGGAAAAUGGAAUUGUUUAUCCACUUUUGAAGACACGUGAGAAUUGAACGUUGUACAGAAUAGGAUCUAGAACAAAUCACUCAUCAUUUUUCCCCACUUCUUUUUUUAAAAAAAUAAUUUGGUUGGAAUAAAUUAAUAAGUAGAUUAGAUAUAUCAUAUAUGUUUGAUAGUUUCUUUUAAUAAUUUCACUAUUUUCAUUUUGGAACUAUUUUUCUUUAACAAGGUUAAAGAAAGAAAGUUGGUACUUAUAAAACAGGAUAAUUUUGUAAAGUGCAGAUACUCUCGUAUAUUGAUUCUCAUGACAUAAUCCUUUGGAAACAAUUCUUUAUAAAAAAAUAGAUUAUGAGUAUAAGUAGGUAAUUAGUACU